This is a messenger RNA of Chaetomium fimeti, 2093 nucleotides long. Its product is annotated as cyclin-like protein. The transcript has 2 exons. Lineage: Eukaryota; Fungi; Ascomycota; Sordariomycetes; Sordariales; Chaetomiaceae. Gene Ontology annotation, molecular function: cyclin-dependent protein serine/threonine kinase activator activity. Gene Ontology annotation, biological process: regulation of transcription by RNA polymerase II; positive regulation of DNA-templated transcription, elongation. The coding region runs from base 205 to 1716 and encodes 503 amino acids. The record is from RefSeq and is a predicted model, not a curated record. Gene Ontology annotation, cellular component: cyclin/CDK positive transcription elongation factor complex; nucleus.
CUUUAUCGCGACCCUUGCCCCUUGCGAAGUUGAAGAAAGAAGCAUCUCUCCAUCUCGACAAACAACCGUCAACUUCACCGUCGACAAACAACACCAUCAAUGCGACUCAUCUAAUCAAGCGCUCUCUAGAAAGAGGCACAAGGAGGACCCCCGACAACGAUAACUGCGCACCUGCACUGCGACUGCACCGCAGAAACAAGAAAGAUGUCGAGCGUUGACAGAUACCGUCCCGUGAGGGAAGGUUACCAGCCGCCGUCGCUCCCACCGAAACCGAUGCCUGCCGCAAUUGAUCGUUUAUCGAAGUCGCCCUCGAGGAGACGCGACGUUCCCCCCGCCGUUCCCUCACCACCGACCCAUUCAUCGAGAACAUCCCCACCCCGGCCACACUCUCGCAGGAGCGCACCCUCGCCUGCGCAGUCGAGUCCACCCAGAGCUCCGCAGCCGAGGCCGAAUCAAUGGUUCUUCACCGCGGAUGAAGUGGCCAGCACCCCUAGCGUCGCUGAGGGCCUGCCGCUGGCGGAGGACAGACUCCGGAGGGCGAAGGGCGUCAACUUCAUCUACCAGGCCGGGAUUCUCCUCGAGCUGCCGCAAAUCACAUUAUGGGUUGCCGGCGUGUUUUUUCACCGGUUUUACAUGCGUUACAGCAUGAUGGAGGAGAGAGGAGGCAUCCACCACUAUAACAUCGCGGCCACUUCGCUCUUCCUCGCCAACAAGACAGAAGAGAACUGCCGUAAAACCAAAGAUCUCAUCAUUGCCGUCGCCAAGGUCGCACAAAAAAACACCAAGCUGAUCAUCGACGAGCAGAGCAAAGAGUACUGGAAGUGGCGUGACAGCAUCUUGGCUUACGAGGAACUGAUGCUCGAAACGCUAACCUUCGACCUCAUGGUGGACAACCCGUACCUGCGGCUUCACGACUACAUGAGCCAGUUGGAGUUGCUUCACAACAAACCAAUGCGCGACUCGGCCUGGGCCUUCUGCAACGACUCGUGCCUGACGGUGCUGCCACUGCUGCUCAGCGCGCGCGACGUGGCGAUUGCCGCCAUCUUUUUCGCCUCGGCAGUGACGCGCGAAAAGAUCGACGACGUGAACGGCGAGCCGUGGUGGCGGUGCUUAAAGGGUAGCGAAACGCACACUGUGAAGGCCGUUGAGCUCAUGACGGAGUUUUAUAAGGAGAACCCGCUGCGCAAACAGGACUCUAAGGUACCCGGUUCGCCCGAGUUCAACCUCGAGAGCACCCGUCGCCGCGGCGAGCUCAGCCUCAGCCAGAUGGACCUCGACUCGAGCCAGUACGGCACCCCGACGCCCUUGGGUACCGAUCGCGGCGGCACGCAGAGUCCCCGCCCCCCAAUCGCGCGCCUAAAUGGCAAGCCGGAGCGGGAGAGUAACGACAGCAAGGAGGUCGCGAUCAAGAAGGAGUACCCGUCGGACUCGUCGGCUACUAAGAUGGGAGACGAGCUGCGGGCCCCGGCAGUUGUGGAGCCCGCGUCCCAAGCGAGCAAUAGGGGCGAUUCGGAUGCCGCACUUAAGGCGGCGGCGAACGACCUGGAUACUCACGAGAGCUCCAGCGCCACGCUGAACGGAAGUACCCUCGGCGGCGGGGGGUUGAUCUCGCCCCGAAUCAAGAGACGGAGUGAAGACCCGGAGGGGUGGGAGGAGCGGGAGUCUAAGAGACGCAAACUGGAUGACGAGGAUGAGGGUGAGAUCAAGGGGUCAUGAUCUUUCCGGCUUUUGGCGGCGACCAUUUUGAGUCGAUUUGCUGCUGUCGUGUUUUGCUUCUUCAUUCUUGUUUCGGGAAUGGGUUUAGGGAAGGCGUCACGGCUAAGGGGACAUAGCUGGGCGGUUGGACUGACUUAUGACUCCCUUUCGCGGAUCCCCCCCCUUUUUUUGCCUUUCCUCAGGGCUACCUUCACGGGGAGGGCUUCGUUUAGCGAAUACCUCGUUUUGUACAUUUACAUGAUUUCUCUUCACUUACGUCGUUUAGAUGAGCCGGCCCGCUGCCGCGUGCGGUGUUGUGUUUGGUAUAGCAGGAGUGGCCGCGGGGGCAUUAGCUUUAGUAGUAGCUAGAGGAACAAAGAACAAACAAAUUCCACGCA